GGCAAGGAGAGAGACGCGCCAGCGCAGAGAGGCACGGAGCCGGAGCGGAGAGCAUCAAGCAGUCUGCAUUUGGGGGGAAAAAAUCCGAAACUAGUGUGGGGAAUCGAGAAAACCAACGACAAACAAUAAAAAACAGUAAAGCACUGAUAGAACGCAUAACUGUGGGCGCUGUGUUAGUAUUUGGACUUAAAAUGAAAGGUCUAUCUGUCUCUCUAUUGGAUUUGGAGUCAUACUUGCGGCGCCUUUGACCGGAGAGUAGCGCAUAUGCAGAGAGGGUUUGCCAAUCCAACUUGACUCAACAUUCAGGAUCUUAAUCAGCGCUUCUCUCUUUGAACAUCAUCAAGCAUUACCAUCACUGCCACCAUGGAUGAAGACCAGUGCUACUAUAAUGAGACUAUCUCCUUCUUCUAUAACCACAGUCGUAAGCCCCUUGCUGAAGACUGGAACACCGUUAGCAGGCUUGUGAUGGGCCUGGGCAUCACCGUCUGCAUCUUUAUCAUGCUCGCCAACCUUCUAGUGAUGAUCGCCAUCUACGUCAACAGGAGAUUCCACUUUCCAAUCUAUUACCUGAUGGCAAACCUAGCAGCUGCUGACUUCUUUGCUGGACUGGCCUACUUCUACCUAAUGUUCAACACAGGACCAAAUACUAGACAUCUUACUGUUUCAACAUGGUUGUUGCGUCAAGGCUUGAUUGAUACCAGUCUGACAGCAUCAGUGGCGAACCUGCUGGCCAUCGCUAUAGAACGUCACAUCACUGUCUUCCGCAUGCAGCUACAUACGCGAAUGAGCAACCGACGUGUGGUGGUGGUGAUCCUCAUAAUCUGGACUAUGUCCAUAGUGAUGGGAGCAAUCCCCAGUGUUGGCUGGAACUGUAUCUGCAGUCUUAAUAGUUGCUCCAACAUGGCGCCCCUUUAUAGCAACUCCUACUUAGUCUUUUGGGCAGUGUUUAACCUUUUGACAUUUGUUGUGAUGGUAACACUUUACGCCCACAUUUUUGUCUAUGUGAGGCAGAGGACCAUGAGGAUGUCGCGGCACAGCUCAGGACCACGGCGCAACCGAGAUACAAUGAUGUCUCUGCUAAAAACGGUGGUCAUUGUGUUAGGUGCAUUUAUCAUCUGUUGGACUCCCGGCUUGGUCAUCCUACUUCUCGACGUCUUUUGCUCCAGCUGCAACAUCCUCACCUAUGAGAAGUUCUUCCUACUCCUUGCAGAGUUUAACUCCGCAAUGAAUCCUAUCAUCUACUCAUAUCGGGACAAGGAGAUGAGCGCCACCUUCAAGCAGAUCUUGUGCUGUCAACGGCAGGAGAAUGUUAAUGGGACGGUGGCGGAGGGCUCCGACCGCUCAGCGUCUUCUAUCAACCAUACAGUGCUGGGUGCUGGCACUGUGCAUCACCAUCACCUUCACAAUGAGCAUUCGGUGGUUUAAAAUUAUUUAAAGAAGGGAGACUGAAAGUUGAGGCGAUUCUGUCUGAAACAAGGUAAAUACUUAAGAAGGGAUGGGAAUGGUAUUGAUUGUAGACUGAAUUUAAAGACAGGUGAAGGACUGAUGAUCAGUAUGAUCGAGGAUUCAAAGAAGGAGAAAGGGAUUCAAAUGUAUGAAGAAAAGACUAAGCGCAUGAAGAGAGGAAGUCUUAUAUUCAAGGACUCUGACACACCAAUUGUAUUAUUGUGUAGCUGUAUAUUGUUUUCUUUGUUUAAUGUUUUUUUUUUUUUUUACAAGCAAUGUUGAUAUGAAUUAUUUAAGUAGUCUGUGAAGUAAUGCCAGUAUAACCGUUCUCUUUCUCCAUUCAGUCUGUUUAACACAGAAAAAAACUCUGCAUUUAUUCACCACAUUUUGACUUUGCUGAUCAGUGCUUUUUCAUGUCAUGGAGCAGAUGGCUUUUACUGUGAACAGACAUAACCGCAUCAACUGCUAUAAUCUAACUUUACACAUGAAGACCAGUUGGAUUUUUCAUGUUAUAUAAAUGUCUGUUUUUGACCCCUCCUUUUACACAUUUCCGUGCUUUUGUAAGAUUUUAAGAGGGUUCAAUUGUCUUGAUAGUGGCUGGUGUCUUUAAGACAAAAAAUAUUGUUACAAUUUCAUUUUUUUUUGUUCUCUUCCUUCUUCUUAACACUAAAAUUUAUUUGAUGCAUUGGAGGAUUCGAUUUCAAAGGGAAAUAUUUAUUUUUUACAGCACCAGCCUGAGAAGUGGAUGGAAAUUUGGAGACCAACCCCAAUUUUUUACCAUUUUCAGCCUUCACAUCAUAACAAACCCUUGCUUUCCCAUGUACAUAGACCAAUUUAUAGCAUUGUACUUUACAGUUAGAACCAGAUAUGUAUAUACAACAUAAAAAGAAGAACAUAUAUUUUUUCCUUACUGUCUAACAUUAGGUCAAAUUAAAGUUUUUCAGUUUCAGGUCAGAACAAAAAAAUAUCCUGAUUGCCAAAAUAAUGAGGUCAAGUUUUUUUUUUUUUGCAUUCCUUUCUUCAAAUACAUUUAUUGAUAAAGAUUACAAACGUUGUGACUUUAAAAACUAUGAAAUACCAGAUGAUGAUGUCAUGGCUUUGUUAGCCUCUGAUUUAUAUUUAUAAGUUCUGAGUCGUAUGAAGGAACCACUGUGGAGUUUUUUAAAGAAAGAGGUAAUGAAUCAAAGAUUAAUCAGCCAAUACAUCAGGAGAAAAACCAAUGUCAGGACUAAGAGUUUCCUGUUUCGUUAUUUCAAGGGAUUACAUGUAAAUAUAAACAACAUUGGGAUGUACAGUUAGCAUGCAUUUCUGAAUAGAAUAAAAUUUUGUGUGAAAGAUCUUUGAAAAUAGAAUCUUGUAAAGAUACAGACCUAAGCUGAGUGAAACAAGUCCCAUAACAACAACUGCUAAAACUGCACUGCAAGGGGAAGAAGGAUAAAUGGCAGUUUGCAAAUGCACUCAGGGAAAAAAAGAUUUUUUAUUGGUGAAGAUAAGUCUUGUGGUUUGAUGAAACGUAAAACUAUGUGGAUGCUUUGGUGUAGGAGGAAUUGAUGCACUAUGUGAAGUAGAUGGCCUGAUAGGAGCUAAAGUUAUAUAGAAACUUUAAUAACAUUGCAAGAUGUCAUCCAGGGAGUCAAUGCUUGGUCAGAUGGAAGUCUUCAG
Cyprinodon variegatus (sheepshead minnow) is the source of this 3108-nucleotide messenger RNA. RefSeq names its product lysophosphatidic acid receptor 1 (gene lpar1). Lineage: Eukaryota; Metazoa; Chordata; Actinopteri; Cyprinodontiformes; Cyprinodontidae. Gene Ontology annotation, cellular component: membrane. Gene Ontology annotation, molecular function: lysophosphatidic acid receptor activity. The record is from RefSeq and is a predicted model, not a curated record. Gene Ontology annotation, biological process: neurogenesis; phospholipase C-activating G protein-coupled receptor signaling pathway. The coding region runs from base 364 to 1425 and encodes 353 amino acids. The transcript has 3 exons.